AUGCCGCUGAAAGUAGUGGUGGAGCUGCAAAUCCAUGCGGUAUCUUGUCCUGGCGUGUACUUGACAGAGAAGAAAGAUGUUUAUCUCAGUGUUUGUAUUCUGGGUCAGUGCAAGGAGACAGAUUGCCUUCCUCCAGUCUUCCCUUUCUUGUUCCAUGAGAAGAUGUGGUUUGAAAAGAUAUUUGAAAAUGCUACAGAUCCUAUUACUGUUGUAGAACUGCUAGAAAAAGACAUGACAAAAAUUCGAUUAUCUGAACUGAUACCUUCAGAUGGAAAAGAGCUGGCAUUUUAUGAAAGAAACACUCGAUAUUUUCUAUUUCCUGAGCCAAAACUGACUCCUUCAUAUCCUGGAGUGGAUCGAGAGCUAUUAAUGAACACUUUUCCUUCUUUCCCGGGCAUUGCACCAAAAUUAGAAUUUUCAACAAGAACAACUAUUACAGAGCUUCCACUUCUUUCCGGAAAGUGGUAUUGUGAUCACAACAAAACCAGGUUACAAAGGGUGGCUUCAACAACACCCCAAAGAAGGAGCAUCUCGCCAGCGCCAUGUAAGGCAACAAAGAGUCGGAGCUGUAAGAGACUUACAAGGUCAUUACAGUCCCGCUCACCAUCCCCAACCCCAAGAAGGCAUCGCCAUGGACUCUGCAGAGAUAACCACCAGCAGUCGUCCCCCCUGAACCUGAGAGCUGUUAAGUUCAAAACCCAAGGGGACCACAGACCACCUUUUGUAGUGAGGCAUGUUGAUGCUUCUAAAGCAUUUGCUGAUGAAGCCCUGUCUCCCUUAUUGUAUCGAAAUGCAAGGCAGGGUGCCAGCACAUCAAGAAAUCCUCACAAUUACCAGUUGAAACGAGCAUUAUCGUUUGAUAGCUGGAAAACAGCAUGUCCAUCUGCUAAGGUUAUCAGAGAGCCAGCCGAAGACCAUGGUUCAGAUUGCGAGUCAUCAUCUAGUGAAACAAAGGCAUCUGCUGCCACCUAUUCAUGGAACACUCCUGAUCUUUGUUACAGAAGUUCUUCCCCAAAACAUUAUGAAUCAUCCAAUCCUAGUGGAAGAUGGGCAUCUCCCCAGCACAGGAUAUACUCCAGCCCCAAUUCCAGCUGGGAGGAAAUUAAUGAGAGAGUGAGGAAUCUGCUUACCUCCGAUGAGGCCAGGCAAAGACUUUCCAUUGGAGCCACUGAUUUUGAGAUUGAUGAUGUCCUUGAAAGAAGGUCCAUCUCUUUGAGGAGUUCCCCUUACUGUGACUCAACAGAACAAAGAUGCAGCUUGUAGUUAUGGUUGGCAAGGUAAG
Messenger RNA from Candoia aspera, 1282 nucleotides. RefSeq names its product spermatogenesis associated 6 like (gene SPATA6L). Gene Ontology annotation, biological process: spermatogenesis. The record is from RefSeq and is a predicted model, not a curated record. The transcript is spliced from 12 exons. Gene Ontology annotation, molecular function: myosin light chain binding. Lineage: Eukaryota; Metazoa; Chordata; Lepidosauria; Squamata; Candoiidae. The coding region runs from base 1 to 1263 and encodes 420 amino acids.